GGGUGGAGGAGAGGGGAGGGGCGAGGAAAGAGACAGUGUCAAUGUCACAGGCACAGUCGACCUGUAUCAGCUGUUUUUGUAGAUUACUGCAAGAGCCAGAGAUAACUACAGGGAAGAGGACACUAUAAAACACAGCACACACCUUGUAAAACUGACUCCAUUCAAAGUAAGGAUAUCUGGAUACAAUAUCUAUUUCAAAGGAAAUAUAAACACAUUGCUUAACAAGAACAUGCAGUCAUUCAGCAAAACAGCUAUCAAUAACCUGAAGAAAAUCCUGUCCAGAAAUGCAGGUUUUCCAUCAGUAAGUCCCUCAAGCAGAGCUGCCUUGGGGAUGGCAAGAGCCAGCCACUCUGGGAUAGUACCCACCAAGAAGAGAGGAUAUGACAUCACCAGGAAUCCACACUUCAACAAGGGUAUGGCCUUCACCCUGGAGGAGCGCUUGCAGCUGGGGAUCCACGGGCUGAUCCCUCCCUGCUUCCUCUCACAGGACGUGCAAGUGCUGAGGGUGAUGAAGAGCUACGAGACCAGAUCCAGCGACCUGGACAAGUACAUUCUGCUGAUGACUCUGCAGGACCGGAAUGAGAAGCUGUUCUAUCGUCUGCUGACCUCCUACAUUGAGGAGUUCAUGCCUAUCGUUUACACCCCCACCGUGGGGCUCGCCUGCCAGCAGUACGGACUGGCCUUCCGGAGACCGCGGGGGCUGUUCAUUACCAUUCAUGAUAAAGGGCAUAUUGCAACAAUGCUGAACUCAUGGCCAGAAGACGAUAUCAAGGCCAUCGUUGUGACAGACGGAGAGCGCAUCCUGGGUCUGGGUGACCUGGGGAGCUAUGGCAUGGGGAUUCCAGUGGGAAAGCUGGCCCUUUACACAGCUUGUGGCGGGGUCAGGCCUCAGAACUGUCUUCCUGUGCUUUUGGAUGUUGGAACAGACAAUCAGACUCUGUUGGAAGAUCCUCUCUAUAUUGGGCUAAAGCACAAGAGAGUGAGGGGGAAAGAGUAUGACGAGCUGAUUGAUGAAUUCAUGAAAGCUGUGACAGAUAAGUAUGGAAUGAACUGCCUCGUCCAGUUUGAGGAUUUUGCCAACUCUAAUGCCUUCCGCAUACUCAGUAAAUACCGUAACAAAUACUGCACCUUCAACGAUGAUAUUCAGGGAACUGCUUCUGUUGCAGUGGCUGGCAUUCUGGCUGCUUUAAGGAUCACCAAGAACAAACUCUCUGAUCACAAGUUUGUCUUUCAGGGCGCUGGGGAGGCUGCCAUGGGGAUAGCUCAUCUGAUCAUCAUGGCCAUGAAGAAGGAGGGGGUUCCAUACGCUGAGGCCAUCAAGAAGAUCUGGAUGGUUGACUCAAAGGGACUCAUUGUUAAGAGCAGGGGGAAUCUGAACCAUGAGAAGGAGCAGUUUGCCCAGGAACACCCUGAAGUGAGGACGCUGGAGGAAGUCGUUCAGAUUGUGAAACCCACAGCCGUCAUCGGAGUUGCUGCCAUUGGUGGUGCAUUCACAGAGAAAAUUAUUAAGGAUAUGGCCUCCUUCAACAAGCGGCCCAUAAUAUUCGCUUUGAGUAACCCGACAAGCAAAGCAGAGUGCACAGCGGAGCAAUGCUACACUCUGACUGAGGGUCGUGGUAUCUUUGCUAGCGGCAGCCCCUUUGAAAAAGUGACUCUUGCUGACGGACGCUCCUUUGUCCCUGGCCAGGGAAACAACGCCUACGUAUUCCCUGGAGUGGCACUGGGGGUGAUCGCCUGUGGAGUGAGACACAUCUCUGACGACAUCUUCCUCACCACAGCCGAGGCUAUUGCUCAGGACGUGACAGAGCAACACCUUGCUGAAGGAAGACUGUACCCCCCUCUGAGCACCAUCAGAGAGGUGUCCUUCAAAAUAGCUGUCAAGGUUGUUAAUUACGCCUACAGGAAUGGAAUAGCAUCCUUGUACCCAGAGCCUGAGGACAAAGAGGCCUUCAUCCGCUCUCAUAUCUACAGCCCUGACUAUGACUCCUUCACCCUGGAUACCUACAGCUGGCCAGACCAUGCCAUGCAAGUGCAAGAUGUUUAAAUCUGACUGGCCAGUAGCCCCAGGCCUCAGACUACCACCAAAGCCUAUGAUCUCUUACCAAUUGUUAGCACUUUGAAAGAGGUGAUUGGUUUGACAUUCAGGAAUAAAAAGGUUUAUUCGAAGAUAUAGUUAGAAAAUAAAAUAAAAAAAAUGUAAUAGUAUUUUAUAGUCCUUUUCAGUGAAUCAUUUACUCAUUUUUUUUUUUUUUUGGUUUUUAAUAUAUAGAUAUAGAUAUAUAUAUAGAUAGAUAGAUAGAUAGAUAGAUAGAUAGAUUAGAUCUGUACUGUUUUAGUGAAUGGUUACCCACAGCAGGCGUGGGUUUGGGUACAAGCAGAUUACUUUUGAAUCAUUACAAAUGUCAACAGAACCCUGGUUAUUCUGUGUUUGGGUUCUGUACAGCUAGUAAGCAAUCAAAUAGGGUUAAAAGAAGCCACUGCCAGAGCAACCAAGGAAUUGGGCAUGCUCCUGGUUGCCAUAGAAACAGCAGUACUGUGACAUAUCUGGAACAUUUUCUUAAUAAUUAACCAAAAAUGAAAAAUAUAAUUGUUUUGGGGGAGAAAACAAAACAAACAAAAAAAAAAUAAUACACUACCCAGAAUAUUCUUUUUAAGCAUCACAGAAA
This is a messenger RNA of Polyodon spathula (Mississippi paddlefish), 2666 nucleotides long. RefSeq names its product NADP-dependent malic enzyme, mitochondrial-like. Gene Ontology annotation, molecular function: NAD binding; malate dehydrogenase (decarboxylating) (NAD+) activity; malate dehydrogenase (decarboxylating) (NADP+) activity. Gene Ontology annotation, biological process: pyruvate metabolic process; malate metabolic process. The coding region runs from base 230 to 2044 and encodes 604 amino acids. The transcript has 15 exons. Gene Ontology annotation, cellular component: mitochondrion. NCBI's taxonomy places the organism in Eukaryota, Metazoa, Chordata, Actinopteri, Acipenseriformes, Polyodontidae. The record is from RefSeq and is a predicted model, not a curated record.